UUCCUUUAUUUCUUUUGUCGCUUUUUCUUGCCAAAACUCAAUUAUUUUCAACAAAACCCACCAUUUUAGCUGUCCCCUUCAAACGCCCCCAAAAAAGAAAAAAAAGAAAAAAAAAACACCCUCAUCUCUCUCUUUCUUCACUGACUUUCACAAAAUACCACAAAACUUCUCACUUCUCUCCGCAGUUCUCUCUUAUCACUCCCUCCCUCUCCCCUCUCCCUCUCUCUCUUCCUUGCCAUAUACAAAAAACUCACACACUCUCCCUUCAUACACUCUCUUCUCUCCUCCCCCUUCUAAACGCUUCUUUCAUAACCUCUUCAUUCAUUCAUUCAUCCAUUCGUUCAUUCAUCUGUUUGAUAUAUCAACUUGGACUCACUCGGUGCAGAAGGCUUGUUGGACGACCGUGUCAGAAACCAUACAGACGACCCUAUAUAAUUAAUCAUUUGAUGGAGGCGCCGGACCAGUUCUUCCACGGCGGUUACUGCGCCGCCGCUGCCCAAUUAACGCCCCAAAAUUGCCAUCACUUGUCGUCCCUCGAGAACAAGGACGUGCAGCAUUUUGCGGUCGAGGACUUGCUGGACUUCUCCAAGGACGAUGUGGGAGCCGUGGGGGGUGUUGUGAGAGGGCUCGAUAGUGCCGCAGGCGGCAGCUCCACCGACUCAUCCACCCUCACGGUGGUCGACAGCUGCAAUUCGGCGUCGUUCUCAGGCUGUGAUCCAGGCCUUGCUGCUGCCGCCACUGCUACCGGAGGAGGAGGGGGUGGGGAUAUAGGGUGCUGCGCCGGAUUCGCUGACAACGACCAGUUCUCCAACGAGCUCUGUGUUCCGUAUGAUGAUUUAGCUGAGCUGGAGUGGCUUUCCAAUAUCGUGGAGGAGUCUUUCUCUAGCGAGGACCUGCAGAAGCUGCAGCUUAUUUCGGGAAUCAAAGCCCGGCCUGAUGAAGGAUCCGAGACAACUGCCCCUGAGUUCCAGCCUGAACUGGCCCGGCCCCACCACCACGGCAAAACCAUCAACAGCCCAAUCUUCCAUUCUGAUGUCUCCUUCCCCGCCAAGGCCCGGAGCAAGCGGUCCCGGUCUGCCCCAUGCAAUUGGGCCUCCCGCCUCCUUAUCCUCUCCGAGCCAACUAAUGACGCCUCCUCUACUGAGCCUGACAGACCUGCUCCAAUGAGCCCGCAGCCAGCUGCUGGCAAGAAGAACUCCCAGGCUUGCCCAAAGAAGAAGCCCAUGGGACCAGAGGGGAUCCCGAAUGGGGAGGGUCGGAAGUGCCUCCAUUGCGCGACGGACAAGACACCCCAGUGGCGAACUGGGCCCAUGGGCCCAAAGACAUUGUGCAAUGCUUGCGGGGUCAGGUACAAGUCGGGCCGGCUAGUCCCCGAGUACCGACCCGCUGCCAGCCCAACCUUCGUUCUCACGAAGCACUCCAACUCGCACAGGAAGGUCCUCGAGCUCCGGCGCCAAAAGGACCUCCUCAGGUCUCAACAGCUACAGCAACAUCAUCAACAGUUUAGUCUCCAGGGCCAGAACACGGUGUUCGACAUAACCAAUAGCGACGAUUACCUUAUCCACCAGAAUGUCGGGCCCGAUUUUCGACAGCUGACCUAGUGCCGGUGAUCAUAGAGUAGGAGGCCGAACAGGAUUGCAGGGCUUAGGUUGGUUCAAGAUUUUAGAUGCUAAUCAAGUUAGUUCUCAUAUUCUAGAUGAUUUUUAUUCCAUAGAGUUUUCUCCUUCAUCUAUUUUUUCCCCUUGAAAUUGGUAGCCAAACAAUUUCAUUUUUCAUUAGCAUUGCUUUUUCCUGCCUAAGCUGGGAAACUCAGGAAAUUAAACCGAAAAUUCCUAAUUCAGGACAUUUUUUCAAUCA
Messenger RNA from Punica granatum (pomegranate), 1857 nucleotides. Lineage: Eukaryota; Viridiplantae; Streptophyta; Magnoliopsida; Myrtales; Lythraceae. The record is from RefSeq and is a predicted model, not a curated record.